AAAUCUCUUUACACUCUCUCUGUUUCAAUUGUUAUGAACUAAAAACAACAUUUCUUUCACUUUCUCUCCAUAUUCAUCCAAAAAACUGAAGCUUUUGAUUCAAAAUUGUUUGGAGCCAUAUUUCUUUCGUUUUGACUUACGGUUGCUUUCGUUUGAGGUUCUGGGUGGUUGGAGAAGACCCUGUGUGCAAACAAAGUCAUCUCACCUAGUUUAAGAUGAUUUUUAAGUUACAUGCAGUGUAUGGAGAAUGGUUGUUGAGAGAUUUCCGUUGGGAUUUUGUGGUUGAUGAUCUCAAAGGAGCAAGAUUGUUUUUAUUGAAUGAAGAUUCAACACAUGCUGAACUUGUUGCAAUGGCUCAAGAAGAUUAUAACCUGGACAUGAGAUCAGUGACUGUGGAGAUUAGCUACUCAUUACCAGCAGAAAUGAUGAUGACUCCAAGCAGUCCUCCCAUUCAUGUUACAAGUGAUAGACAAGUUCGAAACUUGCUCGAGAUACUCAAAACGCAUAGAGUAUGUCUUUGUGUAUCAAGCCGCAGCAAGGUGGAAACGGUUUCAGAGAAAAGAGAAGAAGCUGGUGAAUGGGAAGAAGAUGUUGGUGAUAAUGAUGAAGCUGGUGAAUGGGAAGAAGAUGUUGGUGAUAAUGAUGAGGCUGAUGAAUGUUUUGAAGAUGUUGGUGAUAAUGAGUCUGUUGAAGAUGAAAAUCAAGAUGGGGAGGAGGAAAAUGGGAGGAGGAAAAUGGGGAGGAGGAUGCUGAUAACACUAUUGUUGGUGAAACGGAUCAGAAUGGUGGGGAUUACAGUCUUUAUGGAAAGGUUCUAGAUGAGGACGAGGAAGAUGAUGAUAAUAUUUGUUUUGAAGAAAUUGAAAAGACAUAUGCUAAGACAAAUGCUAUUGAAGGAGGAAAAUCGGACUGUACCAGCAUCUAUGUCAACCAGAGUUUUGUUAGCAAGGAUGCACUGCUUUCAGAGCUGCGGUUGACAGCAGUGAGGGGUAGGUUUUCUUUCAGAAUAUACAAAUCAACAAAAACUCUCCUUGUGGCAAUAUGUCGGGUUAGCGGUUGUGGAUGGAAGAUCAGAGCGAGUGUGAAACAUGGGUCAAACACGUUUUGGGUAACAAAGUAUGUGGAAAAACAUUUAUGCUCAAUUGGAGACCGAAUCGCUCAGCGGAGACACUGUACUCCAAAGUAUGUUGGUAGUCUUUUCAUUGAUCGUGUUGGGAUCAUUGAUGGGAUAACUCCACAGCAUAUCACUGAUGCAAUGAAGAACAUGUUUGGCAUGACGCUUGAUUACACCACUUCAUACAGAGCACUGUUAUAUGCACAGAAAUUGGUGAGAGGAUCAGCAGAAGAAGGGUAUUCGCGUCUGCCUUCAUAUCUCGAGCAAAUCUCCAUUGCAAAUCCUGAUUCUAUCACGGCUAUAGAACUUGAUUCUGAGAAAAGAUUUAAGUAUCUAUUUCUCUCUUUUGGAGCUUCUAUCAAAGGUUUUAAGUAUCAGAGAAGGGUCAUUGUGGUGGAUGGAACUCACCUAAGUGGAAAGUAUGGAGGUGUUAUGUUAGUUGCAGCCGCACAAGAUGGCAA
This is a messenger RNA of Raphanus sativus (radish), 1575 nucleotides long. RefSeq lists its product as uncharacterized. The coding region runs from base 216 to 818 and encodes 200 amino acids. The record is from RefSeq and is a predicted model, not a curated record. The transcript is spliced from 2 exons. Lineage: Eukaryota; Viridiplantae; Streptophyta; Magnoliopsida; Brassicales; Brassicaceae.